Molecule: messenger RNA, 1297 nt
Organism: Ornithodoros turicata
Lineage: Eukaryota; Metazoa; Arthropoda; Arachnida; Ixodida; Argasidae
Gene: Vps36
Product: vacuolar protein-sorting-associated protein 36-like
Exons: 13
Coding region: 138-1268 (376 amino acids)
Biological process (GO): protein transport to vacuole involved in ubiquitin-dependent protein catabolic process via the multivesicular body sorting pathway
Cellular component (GO): late endosome membrane; ESCRT II complex
Molecular function (GO): ubiquitin binding; phosphatidylinositol-3-phosphate binding
Source: RefSeq, a predicted model, not a curated record
GACGACGUAAUGGCGUCACGGGCGUUUCCCGUGGUAUUAUGGUGCGAGUUGUGUUGUGUUUGAGUUGGCGUGUGUUCUGGGCCGUGUUUCGGAUUAAUGCACGUUAAACAGGACAUUUAACAUUUGUGCUACAAGCAAUGAACAGAUUCGCUUGGUUUGAUGGCAACUUAGAGCAAAAUGAAACGACCAUUCGAAGACAAAACGGUGUCGCCUUGUAUGACGGCGAGGCAAAAACACCGUUUGUCGGCGGAGAACUUGUACUGUCAACUCAUCGUAUCCUGUGGAACGGGCCAGAGAAUCGACGUCUAUCUCUUCGACUAAACCUGAUUGUCCUUGUAGAAGAACAAAGUGGCAGUUGGAGCAAAAGUUCUAAGAUUAUAUGCCAUUUAGGACCGCCGCCCAGUGAGAAGCACACAGGAGUUGUACAAAGUAGCCCUUUCAAUUAUGUCAGGUUCUCAUUUCGAAGCGGCGGAGAAUCCGAGUUUUUUCGGAAUAUGCAGACCGCACUGCAGAAAAAAGAGUGGGAAACGAUGCCAAUCGUCGACACACGGGGCAAGAGGAUUCACGCCGGCAUCGUCGGCAUUGAACGGCAGAUGCAGGCAAAACGUGAGGCAGCUGAUAAACACAUUUCCGCGGCUUUCGAAGACCUCACGAAGCUCAUCAACAUGGCAAAGGAAAUGGUGUCGCUGUCACAGAGCAUAACGCAGAAGCUUAAAGAGAAAGGUAGCAACCUCACAGAUGACGAAACAAUCACGUUCAAGUCUCACUUGUUGUCGCUGGGAAUCAGCGAUCCUGUCACAAAAAGUGCUUACGGGUCUGGAAGCACGUAUCACAGGGAGCUGGCGAAACAGCUCGCAGAGGUCCUUGUGGGACCCGUUCAGGAGGCUGGUGGUAUCAUAGCCCUGACCGACGUCUAUUGUAGAGUAAACCGAGCCAGGGGACUGGAGCUCUUAUCUCCAGAGGACCUUUUGAAUGCUUGCAAAGUCAUGGAGCACCUCAACCUCCCGCUCAGGUUGAAAGAAUUUGAGAGCGGAGUUACCGUUCUCGAGCUAGCAGAACGCAACGAAGUACAGAUGGCGAAAGAAACGCGAAAGCUGCUGGACGAACGAGAAUCACUGUCUGCGGAAGAGCUCUCGUCUCUCCUGCAAAUAUCAGUCAUCCUAGCGAGAGAGAGACUGCUCAGCGCGGAACGAGAGUGCCUUGCAUGCAGAGACGACUCGGUCGAAGGGCUCCGCUUCUACCCAAACUUGUUUGCGGAGAAGGACUGAUUCGCUAUUAAAAACUUCAUUCUUGUUUA